This is a messenger RNA of Hyaloscypha bicolor E, 2136 nucleotides long. Its product is annotated as HET-domain-containing protein. Lineage: Eukaryota; Fungi; Ascomycota; Leotiomycetes; Helotiales; Hyaloscyphaceae. The transcript is spliced from 2 exons. Gene Ontology annotation, molecular function: protein binding. The coding region runs from base 45 to 2033 and encodes 662 amino acids. The record is from RefSeq and is a predicted model, not a curated record.
GCACAGAGAAAUCACACUCUCACCCAUCCCUAUCUCAUCUUACAAUGGCGCAAGAUCAAGCCGUCGACUCCGAGCACUCCGAGCCCUACACGUACUCACCGCUCGAUGAAGAAGCACAAGAGAUCCGCCUCUUGACUCUGCUGCCUGGCAGCUUCUCCUCCGACGUCCGCGUCUGCCUCGACAUCACACCAUUCACAAAAUCUCACGUCCCGAAUUUCGAGGCAGUGUCAUAUACCUGGGGCUCGGCUGAAAAUCCUGUGAGCAUCUUCAUCGGGAACUCGGGUCGAACGACGCUGGCCGUUACACAAAAUCUCGGCAAGGCCCUGCCGUACUUCCGCUCUGAGGACAAGUCUCGUGUUCUCUGGGUCGAUGCUAUUUGUGUUGAUCAGAAGAAUCUCAAGGAGAGAGGGCAGCAAGUUAAGAGAAUGGCAGAUAUAUUCUCGAAAGCAGUUAGAGUCUUAGUUUGGCUCGGUCCUGCAUCAGAAAAUUCCGAACUUGCACUGGACCUCUUUGAGAGAAUUGCGUCCAAGGUCAAGGUCGACGAAGCCACGUUUAAUAUAGUCGCUACGACUAAUGAAGCCCACUGGGUGGAUUCAGAGGCUGGAGUUCCUUUCAAUGAAGUCGAAUUCCUCUCUAUAUGGCAAUUCAUUCAAAGGCCCUGGUUCGGGCGUCUCUGGAUAUGGCAAGAAGUCCACCUAGCGCUAGGGGAUGUUGAAGUCAUGUGUGGUGUCCGCACAAUUCCAUGGACUGCCUUACAAUUAGCUAUCCGAUGGCUUGGUCGGAAGCCUCUCGCCAUACUUGACCUAGACGAAGAACACUAUAAACGCUUCAUCAACGUCAUAAAUUUGUGUCUUGGAGUGAAUCACUAUAGAACCAUCAGGAGAGUAAUUCACUAUUCGAAGAACUCCAACUGCUCAGACCCAAGGGACAAGAUCUAUGCCUUGCUGUCAUUAAUCUACAGACCCUGGUCGAUCAGAAUUGAGCCGAAUUAUACAAAAGGCGUAUACCAGACUUAUCGGGAUUUUGCAUUAUCAUUGAUCGAAUCUAGCCAUGAUCUAGAUAUUUUGAAUAUUGUGGAGAGUCAUGAGCACCUCGAAGGUGUUCCAUCUUGGGUUCCCAACCUUAUUUCUCCACUCCCCUACAAUCAUUUAGAACUCAGUAAUGCUUCAACCAGUUCACGUCAUAGCUUAUCUAUCAAGCAUGUCGUGAAUAUUUUGGAAGUUGAAGGGGUCAUCGUUGCAGGAAUAAGACAAGUUGAACCCAUGGUCUUCUUCCAGAAUGUUUCCGGAGGAAAGAAAGACGUUAGAGGUUUAAGGGAUUUUGCGACAAGUAUAGGAUUCCGAAAAGUGUCCUUUCAGAGCCGUCAACAUAAAGCAUUUACCAGGACCAUUUGUGGAAACUGUUUUGGGGACCGAAUAUCGCCGGUCCAAUCCUCGGUGCUAAGUGCAGCAGAAGGUGAAGCAGUAGCGUAUAAGAUUUUGACAUUUGAUAUGGAUGAGGACUUAGGAGCUGUUUGGGAAAGCUCUAGAAGGGAAUUAGACUUCAUUCGGCACGUUUGCAUAGGGCGAUCUUUCUACUUGACCGAGGACGGAAUCUGUGGCCUAGCGCCGCUCCUGGCCAAUCAAGGUGAUAUAGUCACUGUUCUAUUAGGCUGUCAAUCUCCUAUUGUGCUGCGUCCGACUAUAGAUGGGAGAUACAAAGUCAUCGGAGAAGCGUAUUGUGAUGGGUUCAUGGACGGGGAAGCAUUGUUUGGAACUUUCCCGGAUUCAUUCGAAGCAAUUUUGAUAUAUGACGCGAGCGGUGGCUCUUAUGGAUGGGCGUAUUUUAACAAGGUGACGGGAAAUUUUCAAGUUGAAGAUCCUCGGCGAGGCCCGCUGCCUCCAGGGUGGCAAAUAUGGAGGCAUCCAGGAGAGGAUUUUGAUCAGAUAUUCAAAAAUGAUGAGACAGGUGAGGAAACGUGGCAGGAUCCAAGAUUAACCUCCGGGGAACUGCGAAAGCGAGGAGUUCCGCUACAAGUGUUCAAUUUAGUCUAGACUUGUGGCGUUCUGUGGUGUUUCCGGAGAGAUCUGCCAAUUCAUUGCCUGAGUUCUCACGGCGAUGUGCUAAGAAACAACCAAGAUUGCACCUAAAUCAUCC